GCGGACCUCGACACAACAAUACCUUGUGACAGCACACCGAUGCGAUUCGCGUGCUAGGUUUAAAUACAAGUUCAAGGAUUCUCCGACUCCAUUUGUCUCUACACCACACCUAUACCAAGGAACUUUCACUGUGUCUUUGAUCGAUUGAACAAAAGCCAACCCAGCAAUUCGCUGCCGAAUAGGACCAAUAUUCAGUGACGGGAAGUUACAGCUUGGUGGGGUUGCCUAAAGGGUGGCAUAUACUUUUCAUUGCCAUCAUUGUUGGAGUGAUUCCAGCCAAACUUCGGUUGAGAGCUACUCACGAGGUAUCUGUUCUCUGGUAGAACUGACUUCUUCGCUCUCCUCUCUUAUUCACUAGAACGGGCUCGUUAGACCACUUUUUAUCUCUCACGUAACGAAAAUGGCCGCAACAUUUUCCUACGCCCAAGCUGCCAAGGGCAUUGCCCCAGCCUCGUCCCCGGACAAAACCUCACCAGAAGAACCAAUCCAGGCGGCUUCGAACCCCGAGGACCAGAGUGUAAACUCGAGCUCGCAGACGAACACAGAUGCCGAGUCUUCCCAGGCUGAAACCGCCCAGGAGACCCAAACGACCGACAAGGAAGUCGAAUCUGCAACCACCACGAAGGCCAAUGUUUCCGAAGCAUCUUCUCCAAGUGAUGGCAACUCCUCUACGUCCUCCGCCCCCAAGGAUGAUGAGGGAACGGAUACCACCAACGGGACCUCGGAAUCUACCUGGGAUAAGCAGUCCCAGGCCUCGGGAGCUGAGAAGGUGAACACCGAGGAGGAGGAUGUCAAGGAGAAGUCCGAGAAGGAAAAGAGCGUACCGGCUAAGGAGCUCAAGGUCGCCCCUCUUCCUGCCGUGAACAUCUGGCAGCAGAGAAAGGAGGCACAGGAGGCCAAGGCGAAGGCCAUUGCAGCAUUGAAGCCUGCUGCUAAGACAGGAACUUCGAAGACUACGUCCGCCGCGUCCUCGAUAUCGGGAGAUCAGCCGGAGUCGAAGCCGGCUCCCAAGAAGAAGGGUUCCGAUAUCUCUUCGGAAAGCGCCAAGGACCGGAAGAAGACUGACGGAGCUAAGGGACGUGACGACAGUGCCAACCUUCCCCCUGUUGGAGAUGAGAGCCUGUGGCCUACCCCUCAAGUUGCGCAGGGUGAGGAGAAGAAGAAGGCCCAGGAGAAGUCUGAGAAGACCGAGAAGAGCCCUGUCAUCCGUCCUCAUGGCAAGGAGAAGUGGAUGCCUGUUCCCUACGUUCCCACCGCUGUGUUCAACACGCCUCUUCCUUCUGCCCGCAGAGGCGGAAGAACUGCUCGCGGUGGACGCGAAAACUCUCGCAACGGAGCGCAUGGCGCUGGAGCCGCUGCUGAUAAGGCUGCCUCUGGUCAGGCUGCCGCGGCGAAGCAGGCUAAUUCUACGGACAGGGGAAGGAACGAGCAGACCUCUGGUCGCGCUACCUCGCUCCCCGCACAGACGAGACGCUCUAACAGCGCUGAUGCCGGCCUACCCGACUCGCGUAAGCACCAGGCAGCGCGUGGGUCUAAGGGGGCCGAGAAUGCCAACGGCGCAUCGGCUGGGAGAAACGUUAACGGCUCGGACAAUUUCCCUCGUCAUAAGCAGUUCGCUAGAGGCCAUGAUGCAGGCCACAAGGGUGGUGAGCAUGGCUCUCGGAAUCCCCAACUUUCCGUGGAUGCACAGGCUGGUCCUCGCUCCGGCUCGAAUAAUGACCGUCGCUUCGAGAACGGUCCCAAGUCGGCGGAUUUCGCUGGUUUCCACGCUGAUCGCGAGCGCAAGGACAAGGACUUCCCUCGUGAGUCGCGUCCUGAAAGAGGUCGAGGUGGACAUCGGGGCGGCCGGGGAGGCCAUGCUGGUUUCAACGGUGCUCAGAACUCUCACUUCCCUAAUAACCACGUGUCGCACCACAAUUUCAUGCAUCCCAAGUUUGGCUUCAACGACCGCCAAAGGUCCCAACAACAUGGCCCUGUCAAUGGUUCGCAAGGGCACAGAAUGAACAUUAGGUCACCUUCCCUCCCGAACUCCACUACCAUGUUCUAUCCCUACCCUGGGGAUAUGAACACAAUGUACGGCUACCAGGCAAUGCAUGCUGGGCCAAUGACCGCCUAUCCCUAUCCCCAGCUCAUUGAACCUUACUCCCAUAUGUCCAUGAUCUCCAUGCAAUUGGAAUAUUACUUCUCCGUGGAUAACCUGUGCAAGGAUAUGUUCCUUCGGAAGCACAUGGACUCUCAGGGCUACGUUACCCUCGCUUUCAUUGCUAGCUUUAAGCGCAUCAAGAGCUUGACUGAGGAUUUCGAGCUUCUGCGUCAUUGUUCUCGCCAGCUGAGGACCGUUGAGUACCUUCAAGGCGAGGAUUGUCUAGAUCGUCUGCGACCGAGAGAGAAGUGGGAGGAUUGGGUCCUGUCUCGGGAGCUGCGCGAUCCGUCUGCACAGAACGAUGGCCCUUCUCCUAGCAGUGUUGCUAAGCCGGAAGAGACCUUCGUUGAUGGACCAGUUAAUGGACAGGUUCCCAACGGCACCGCUGAACCUCUUGGCCUGAAGACAGCAUUGUCUUCCACUGCCCCGGAGUUUUCGCCUGCCAGCGCUCUGAAUGGCCAAAGUGAAAUCCCAACUGUAUGGAACCCCGGUUUUGACUGUUUUUGAUUGAUGGAUGUGGUGUAUGCGACAAUCUCCACACCAAGUGGUCACAUACCGGCCCUAAAUUUGUUUGUGACGUAUCUGUUGACAUCUUGAAAUAGCAGGUAGACUAGCUCAGCCCACUGAGAACUCCUCCCUCGAUACCCGGGAUUUCGGAAAUUAUACUCUCAGGUGCGACAUCAAUGGGAACUCCCUACCCGACAAUUGUCGCUAACCUCCCGACAG
Aspergillus sclerotioniger CBS 115572 is the source of this 2869-nucleotide messenger RNA. Its product is annotated as La domain family. Gene Ontology annotation, biological process: positive regulation of translation. NCBI's taxonomy places the organism in Eukaryota, Fungi, Ascomycota, Eurotiomycetes, Eurotiales, Aspergillaceae. The transcript is spliced from 2 exons. Gene Ontology annotation, cellular component: cytosol; cytoplasmic stress granule. Gene Ontology annotation, molecular function: RNA binding. Bases 401 to 2650 code for a protein of 749 amino acids. The record is from RefSeq and is a predicted model, not a curated record.